Molecule: messenger RNA, 742 nt
Organism: Owenia fusiformis
Lineage: Eukaryota; Metazoa; Annelida; Polychaeta; Sabellida; Oweniidae
Source: the annotation of a GenBank genome assembly
GUUGAAGUUCUUGUCACGUUAAUAGGCUCAAAUCUCGCGGGAUUUAUUUUCAGCAUUCUGCAUUUCCACGCUACUUCCUAGUUUUCACCAAUACCGCUUCGCUAGCGGUUGUUUCUGCAAAUAUUCACGCACAGAUGUACAUAACAGGAAUGUGAUAAGACAUUUAGAGCCAUAGAAACUAAUCACAUAAUGGAAGGACCUCUCAUCAAGUCAAAGAAAUCGAAAGUUACAUGUGGAGAUAUUGAAACCGAGAUAGUAAUUUCUGACUUUGGAGAUAAGCUCUUCAUCUUAGCAACCCAAUUUCAGAAAAUUGGCAAUUUGACUCUCGUUAGCAAAGACGUUGUAUUGCAAAAUGGAAUCGCCACUUAUACAACCAAAGUGUUCUUGGGAAAGGAUGAACCUAUGACGCAUGUUUUUGCACGAAGUUUAGCAGCUAAAAUUGACACACCUAAGGACUUGCUUGUAUCAACUGCAUUUAGAAACUCUGACAAAGAUAUGAUGAAAGAAGUUGAAAAAAGUAUCGUUGAACUAGUGGACCUCUAAAUCUGUGCAACCUGAUGAAGCGCGGUUGAGGAUCAGUCAAGUCAAUUAUGGUAAACAAGGAAAAGAGGGACCAUCUGGAGAGUUCUGGAUAUAUUAAGUUUGGAAGAUUUCAGUUUGAGAUAUAUUGAAUUUUGUGUGUAUCGAGUUUAGGAUAUAUUGUGUGUGGAAUAUAUUUAUUUUGGUGUACAUUGAGUUUGGU